Messenger RNA from Alternaria alternata, 1219 nucleotides. RefSeq lists its product as hypothetical. NCBI's taxonomy places the organism in Eukaryota, Fungi, Ascomycota, Dothideomycetes, Pleosporales, Pleosporaceae. The record is from RefSeq and is a predicted model, not a curated record. The coding region runs from base 328 to 1113 and encodes 261 amino acids. The transcript has 3 exons.
AUCAUUAUGAUUAAUGAGCUGAUGUUAACAUCGUCGCUCUAGGUUGCAAUGUGUGUGUAGCAGUGAACACUCUCUACGGGUAAUUACUCGGCGCCCACGUUCGCUCUAUGGCUUUCCUUGAAUCAUACUGUGCAAGGUUGCCAUUGGCGGCCAAUAAUAACACGAAGAAUUGCGGGACGUUGACGCUGGGGGCCAACGCCUUCCCCAAGAAAUCGAUCGGUUCCGAUACCCCUUGUCGAAUCUCCAGCUACUUAGAUAAAACCGCCGCGUAGCAAUCUCGACAUUCAGCAUGUUGGGGUUCACUUCGUCUUCCCUUCCGUCCGUCGAAUGUCCGGAGCAGAGGUUUUCAGUGCAUUAGGCACCCCUGCACGAACGGCUGCACGGGUUCUCCUCGCACCACGAUAUGCUGUUAAUGGCUUCCAGCCUCUCCGAGGGUGGGUGGACAACGAAUAUGCACGCGCGCGAUACGGGCCGUGGUACAUGUGGCGUAUAUGGCUUCUUUUUGAUUGCAAAGACCUCGAAGUGCUGGAGAGUUUGAUCAACGACGGACAAGACGAGCAGGUACUUGAGAUGCGGGAUGCGAAGUUGAAGCAGUUCAAGCUAGUCACGUUGGUGGGCGCCCUCUUAGCAACUUUAGCUCUUCAGGCACUCUCCCUCCCUGUCCUAGAGGAGACCAUAUUCGUCGCACGCGCAAGCUUCAUCGUUAGCACUAUGCUCUCCCUGCUCGCCACAUUCUUCACCCUCAUCCAACAACGCGAAGUUGGCGUCAUCCGCGAUGCGAGAUCCUUUCGGAGAUGGCUCUCCAAUGGCGUCCAGUACUAUAACGCCCGAGAGCGCCUUGUAUGGCAGAGCUCUCUGACGUCCCUAACGUUAGUGGAAGCUCCUUACGAACUGAUAAGCUUAGCUGUAGCGAGCUUCGUAGCAGGCAUGUCAGCAUAUGUGUGGGAUGUUUGGAAGGACGGACUAAAAGCUCAGAAAGAGCAGGGUCUGGACGGUGUAGCAGUGGUAGUGUACUUUGCUGUUGCGACAGGGUUUGCAUUUACAAUGUUUCCAGUGUUAUUGGGACUAAAGGACCGAGAGGAGAGUGUGUAUUAUAAGAAUACAGAGAUGUAGGGUCGGGAUGGAAUGCUUAGGUAUCUUGACGACUAUGACGUCACCUCAAUACUCAGCAACACUACAUUGACGACUACUCUUGCGCCAGCCACAUAUGACUGUUUUA